UGGGUCACUGCAGGCUACGGCUGCAGAUCUUUCGGUCCCCUGCCAUAGCCUUAUUGUCUCUUUCCUCUCCAUGCCUGGAUUCCUCCGGUCGGACCAGCGUUGUCCAUCCCCAGCUUCGCACUGAUUUACCCGUCCCGCAGCCCAACCGUUACCAUGAGUAUAAGUGUCUUCGACCUUGCCAACAUCUUGUCUCAAGAAUAGGUAAACACGUUUGGCCGAUCUCAGUUUUCCCUAGUUCUUGUACUCACCUCUUUCAUCACACCAACAAAUAUCGAGAAGCUGUGCCUUGAUACCACCGCUUCGGCAAUGCCUCACUCGCAACACGACGAAGAUGCCUCCGCAGCGACGGGUGGUGCUCCCAUACCGGUGACGCUUGUUACCAACUCUCUCGAGAAGCCUUCACUUGACGAUCGUGAUUACCGAGUUAUUCGUCUGGACAACGAGCUCGAGGCUCUAUUGGUACAUGAUCCCGAGACCGAUAAGGCCAGCGCUGCGCUGGAUGUCAAUGUGGGAAAUUUCAGCGAUGAGUCUGAUAUCCCCGGUAUGGCCCAUGCGGUCGAACAUCUUCUCUUCAUGGGCACGAAGAAAUUUCCGAUUGAGAACGAAUACGCCCAAUAUCUCUCCGCCAAUUCAGGAAGCUCAAAUGCUUACACAGGGCCAACAUCGACGAACUUCUUUUUCGAUAUCUCUGCCAAGCCGGGCAAUGACCGGGAACCUUCCGAUACCAACCCAUCUCCUCUGCGCGAGGCUCUCGACCGAUUCGCCCAGUUCUUCAUUGAACCGCUAUUCCUUCCCGAGACCUUGGAUCGAGAGCUGAAGGCUGUCGAUUCAGAAAACAAAAAGAAUCUUCAAAAUGACACCUGGAGGCUGCAUCAGCUAGAAAAGUCUCUAUCCAACCCUAACCACCCGUUCUGUCACUUCUCAACCGGCAAUUUUGAGGUUCUCAAGACCCUCCCCGAAGCACGUGGAAUUAAUGUGAGAGACAAGUUCACCGAGUUUCAUGACAAGCACUAUUCAGCAAACCGCAUGAAGUUGGUUGUUCUAGGAAGAGAGUCACUCGAUGUACUUCAGAAAUGGGUUGCUGAGCUGUUCUCCCCUAUCGUGAACAAGAAGCUAUCACCGAACAGAUGGCCUGGUGAGCAACCUUUCAGAGAGACUGAUCUCGGCAUGCAAUGUUUUGCGAAGCCCGUCAUGGACUCUCGAGAGCUUAACCUAUACUUCCCCUUUAUCGACGAGGAGUUCAUGUUUGCCACUCAGCCUAGCCGCUAUCUCAGCCAUCUUAUCGGACACGAGGGACCUGGAAGUAUCAUGUCAUACAUCAAGUCCAAGGGUUGGGCAAAUGGUCUAAGCGCCGGUGCCUACCCCGUUUGCCCUGGUACUCCUGGUAUCUUCGAUGUACAGGUUCGCUUGACGGAAGAGGGUCUUAAGAACUACCCUAAAAUCGUCAAGAUCUUUUUCCAGUAUAUCGCUCUCCUGCGUAAGAGUCCACCCCAGGAGUGGAUAUUUCAAGAGCAGAAGGGAAUGGCUGAUGUCGAUUUCAAGUUCAAGCAAAAUACGCCUGCCAGUCGCUUUACCAGUCGAAUCAGCUCGGUUAUGCAAAAGCCUCUUCCUCGGGAAUGGUUGCUCAGUGGACACAGCCGUCUCCGAGAAUUUGCUCCUGAUGAGAUCGAGAAAGCCCUUGCCACGAUUCGCCCGGAUAACUUCCGCAUGGUCAUUGUAUCACGCAACUAUCCUGGCAACUGGGACCAGAAGGAAAAGUGGUACGGAACUGAAUAUCGACAUGAAAAGAUCCCCAGAGGUCUUAUGGAGGAGUGCAAGAAAGCGUUUGCAGUCUCUCCCAAGGAUCGACUGCCUGCUCUUCACCUGCCUCACAAAAACCAGUUCAUUCCCAACAAGCUCGAGGUCGAGAAGAAGAAGGUGGACGAGCCGGCACUGAACCCCCGGGUUCUUCGUAAUGAUAGCAUUGCCAGGACAUGGUGGAAGAAGGAUGAUACCUUCUGGGUUCCCCGCGCCAACGUUAUUGUCAGCUUGAAGACACCAAUUAUCUAUGCUUCGGCAGAGAAUAAUGUCAAAGCUCGACUUUUCACUGACCUGGUCCGUGAUGCGCUCGAGGAGUACUCAUACGACGCGGAGCUGGCUGGCCUACAAUAUAACGUAAGUCUCGACUCGCGCGGUCUGCUCUUGGAUGUCAACGGCUAUAAUGACAAGCUGCCUGUGCUCUUGGAACAAGUCGUCACAACAAUGCGAGACCUGGAUAUCAAGGAAGAUCGUUUUGAGAUUGUCAGGGAGCGCUUGAUCCGAGGAUACAGCAACUGGCAGCUGCAAUCAUCCUACCACCAGGUUGGCGAUUACACCAAUUGGCUCAAUGCCCCCAAACGGGAUUUCAUGGUAGAGGAGCUCGCAGCGGAGCUUUCAAGCGUCACAUUGGAAGGUGUCAGGCUGUUCCAGAAGCAGAUGCUUGGCCAGGUUUUCAUCGAAGUGUACGUACACGGUAACAUGUACAAGGAGGACGCUCUUAAAGCAACCGACAUGGUCGAGUCCAUUCUGAAGCCGCGGGUUUUGCCCAAGGCCCAGUGGCCUAUCCUACGGUCACUCAUUCUGCCCAAAGGUUCCAACUACGUCUUCAGAAGGACCCUCAAGGAUCCUGCUAAUGUCAACCACUGCGUCGAGACUUGGUUUUAUGUUGGUAGCAGAGAAGAUCGCGACGUUCGAACCAAGACUCUACUUCUGGACCAGAUGUUCCAUGAGCCAGCCUUUGAUCAGCUCCGGACGAAGGAGCAACUCGGUUACGUCGUUUUCAGUGGACCUCGAGCCUUCUCGACGACGUAUGGCUUCCGCUUCCUCAUCCAGAGUGAAAUGACACCAGAAUUCCUUGACUCGCGUAUCGAGGCCUUCCUCAUGAGAUAUGCGGACACUCUGGAGAAGAUGAGUGAGACUGAAUUCGAGGGCCACAAACGAAGUUUGAUCGUCCGGCGUUUAGAGACGCUCAGAAACCUGGAACAGGAGUCCACUCAUCAUUGGACCCAGAUCACGAACGAAUACUUAGACUUCGAGCUUGCCCAGCGCGAUGCCGCACAGAUUAAGCUUCUGACCAAACCUAAGGUCGUCGAAUUCUUCAACCAGCGCCUCAACCCUGCCUCCAGCCAGAGAGCACGGUUAUCGAUUCAUCUGCAGGCUCAAGGCAAGGCUGACGGGGUUGAUAAGCGACAGGAAGAGGCUCAGAAGAAGGCCGAUGAGGAGUCCUCCCCUGGAGAUGCUGUGAAGACGGCCGAGGAAAUCACUGAUGUUAGACUUUACAAAGCACGUCUCACUGCCAGUUCCGGAGCCAAGCCCGUCAGAGACAUCAGCGAGUAUGAGGAUAUGGAUGCGAAGCUUUAGGGGGUGUUAUGUUACCUUACUUCUGGGCUAACCACUUAGCGUGGAUCGGCAACUCAUUCGAUGGAAGUGAGCAUUCUAUGGAAGGACAGAGGGCUCAUGUUGGGACUUGAGGGAAGGACCAUAUUGCAUCCACUCCUGUUGACAUGAGAGUUGGGUAGCAUAGUAGGUUGUCGAACAAUCUCAACAGAAUUGGAGGGGGUAGGAAAGGCUUCAAAACAGUACAGAUGCAGUUCUUGUCCUUCUGACUCUUGCCUCAGAGAGUACCUGAGGAUUGGGACGUAUGGGUCAGCCGACCUUGGUUCAAACGUAGUAUCGUGGAGGGGAAUCUCAACUUGGUGGGAUUUAGUAGACUCUUAGUAAAAGUUUAUAUAAUACCUUAAUCAUGG
Fusarium redolens is the source of this 3764-nucleotide messenger RNA. RefSeq names its product Metalloenzyme, LuxS/M16 peptidase-like protein. Gene Ontology annotation, molecular function: metal ion binding; metalloendopeptidase activity. Bases 307 to 3378 code for a protein of 1023 amino acids. The transcript has 3 exons. NCBI's taxonomy places the organism in Eukaryota, Fungi, Ascomycota, Sordariomycetes, Hypocreales, Nectriaceae. Gene Ontology annotation, biological process: peptide catabolic process. The record is from RefSeq and is a predicted model, not a curated record. Gene Ontology annotation, cellular component: cytosol; mitochondrion.